AUGUACAGAGCAAAGAGUCUCUACCAAAUCGCCACACCUUGUCAGCAGCGGCUGAGUCACUCCUCGGCCGCAUCGAGAGUCGGUUAUGAACGUAAGAGGAAGAAAUGGAUGUCGCAGGAGCUCACGGGAGGUGUGUUGGAGCUCACGUGCAACUCAUCAGCGCCUAGCGGAAUCUGCAAUGUCUAUUUUGUUGGAACUGUUCACGAUUGUCCGAAAUCUGGGAGAUUAACUCAGGCUGUGGUGAAAUUCUUCAAGCCAGAGGUUGUUUUCUUGGAGUUGUGCUCUGAGCGCAAAAAUGUUAUAAUGCUUCAACCUAAGAAGAAUCAAGCUAAAGAAUAUGAAUUAUGGGAUGGUACAUCCUGUGGAGAGUUUUACUUGGGAAAUGAGGAAGCAAUGAAAUAUGGAGGCAAGAUUACACUUAUGAGAUAUAUGGGUAAGGCGUCUCUUUUGCAUAUGUUGAGAGGAGAUGAGAACUUUCGUUUGCCAAAAGAUAUCUGCAAGAAGCUCGGGCAUGGAAAGAUUCAUGCUGGCGCGGUGGACAAAUAUAAUGAGUUGGGUGCCAAGCAUGAUCCUAUCAUGGACGAGAUUUUAGUCAAUGAGCGCGAUCAAUAUAUGUCAGCAAAGCUACGAGAAGUUGCAGUCCAGCAUGAGUCCGUGGUUGCUGUCAUCGGAAUGGCCCACGUUGAGCAACUUCUUAGCAUUCCAAAACAGCCAAUAAGAAUGUGGCGUGUUCUUGCAUUUAUGAAAGGAGUUUUAGUCAUAAUCUUGAGGCUCAUACGCAUCAGCAUCAAAAGGCGCAGGGACAAGGUUAAGAAGAUAUAA
Salvia hispanica is the source of this 822-nucleotide messenger RNA. RefSeq lists its product as uncharacterized. Gene Ontology annotation, cellular component: mitochondrial outer membrane. Lineage: Eukaryota; Viridiplantae; Streptophyta; Magnoliopsida; Lamiales; Lamiaceae. The record is from RefSeq and is a predicted model, not a curated record.